Messenger RNA from Sclerotinia borealis F-4128, 1902 nucleotides. The record is from the annotation of a GenBank genome assembly. Lineage: Eukaryota; Fungi; Ascomycota; Leotiomycetes; Helotiales; Sclerotiniaceae.
AUGUCUACUCAGACUAAAGUUAAUGCUAAUUCUAUCUAUGGGAAUAUAGCUCGGAAAGAUCAUGAAGCCCACGAAUAUACAUACUAUCCCGUCGCUAUUAUUGGUGCCGGUGAAUCAGGAAUUGCUAUGGGGUGUCGUUUGAAGGAAGUUUUAGGUUUUGAUCAGUUCCGCAUAUUUGAUAGACAAUCAGGAAUUGGAGGGACAUGGUGGAUCAAUCGAUACCCUGGGGUUGCUUGUGAUAUUCCUUCAGUAUUCUAUUCAUUCUCAUUCUGUCCAAAAUAUGACUGGACAUCUUUUCACCCAGGAGGCCCAGAGAUGGUAAAAUACCUCCAGACUGUUUGUGAAAAGUACCAGAUUGUGGAUAAGAUACAAGUCAAUACCGAUGCCAAAGAAGCACGCUGGCUUGAGUCCGAACAAGUUUGGGAAGUAACAAUACAACACUUGAUGGUUGGGGCUGGAGAUUUGAGUGAAGACGAUCGAGCUCUCAAGGCCAAAGAACAAGGCCACAGUGCUGUAUAUACCUACGAAGAGAAGAUUCGAUGUAAGAUCCUGAUCAGUGCUGUUGGUGGUUUAGUUCAACCAAAACUUUGGCCUGAGAGUAUGCCAGGAAAAGAGAAUUUUAAAGGAGAAAUCUUUCACUCUGCUCGUUGGCGAUAUGACGUCGAUCUCAAGGACAAGAAUGUAAUAGUCAUCGGAACGGGUUGCAGUGCGGCUCAACUUGUGCCGAAACUUGCGACAGAACAUGGCGCGAAGUCUGUCACUCAGCUGAUGCAGUCUCCACCGUGGGUUUCACCAAAAGUCAUCCCGCCAUUUGGAGAAACGAUAUGGAAUAAAUGGUCGCCAGCGUUGAAUACCUACAUCCCUGGUUUCAAUAAAUUCAUGCGCCAUUCAUUAGGCGCAGUACUUGAAUAUGAUUUUCGAUUAUUUCGCCCCGGCUCCUUCGGCGAAAAAGAACGUAAGAAGUUGGAAGCUGAGUGUUUGACUUACAUGAGAAGCAGGGCUCCGGAAAAGUAUCACGAGAUCCUGACCCCAAACUAUGGAAUUGGCUGUAAGAGGAGAAUUUGGGAUGCAAACUGGUACUCAUGUCUAAACGAUCCGAAGGUCGAUCUGACAACACUUCCAUUGAAAAGUGUUGGAGAGAAUACCGUGACUUUAGGCCCUGGUCGUAACUAUCCACCUGAGACUAUCACAAGCUCUGCUCCAACCAAUAAAACUAUCAUUCCUGCUGAUGUCAUUGUUCUUGCCAACGGAUUCCAAACAACGAAAUGGUUUCAUCCGCUAAAUGUCCAUGGCAAGGAAGGACAAACAUUGCAGGAUGUGUUUGAACAGAGAGGUGGUCCCCAAAUGUACAUGGGGACCGCAAUGGACGGAUUCCCGAACUUCUUCACCUUGGUUGGUCCAAACUGCUUCACUGGCCACACGUCCGUUAUUUUCACCACGGAGAGUAUGGUAAUACAAGCUCUAAAUUUUAUCAAGCCUUUGCUCAACGGUGAUGUUACCAAAGUAGAGGUGAAGAGAGAGGCGGAAAUGAAAUGGACCGCUCAAAUCCAGUCCACCUUGACAAAGAUGGUGUGGGCGGACACUCGUGCGAAGAAUUGGUACCUUCGCGAAGAUGGUUGGAAUUCAAACACUUAUCCGUACAGCCAGCUCGAUUAUCUUUAUCGUUGUUCGUUUCCAACUUGGAAACACUGGAACAUCACAUACACGCGCAAAGGUAUGGCGAAGAAAUGGUUGAAAAGGACAUUUGUUCUUUUCAUUUCGACGGUGGUUCUCAUCAAUCUUUACAAGAAGAACACGCCUGGGAGUGGAUUGAGUGUGAAUGCGUUUGUCCGAAAAUGGUUCAAACGAGGCCUCUUGGCAACGGCAUAUAUCUUGACAAAGGUAGAAUCGAAUGUACAGUAG